This is a messenger RNA of Oryzias melastigma (Indian medaka), 1151 nucleotides long. RefSeq names its product dickkopf-related protein 2. Gene Ontology annotation, molecular function: co-receptor binding; receptor antagonist activity. The transcript is spliced from 5 exons. Bases 74 to 838 code for a protein of 254 amino acids. Gene Ontology annotation, cellular component: extracellular region. The record is from RefSeq and is a predicted model, not a curated record. Gene Ontology annotation, biological process: negative regulation of canonical Wnt signaling pathway; multicellular organism development. Lineage: Eukaryota; Metazoa; Chordata; Actinopteri; Beloniformes; Adrianichthyidae.
CGCUCUCCCGCGCGCCUCACCUGUCCGCGCAGCAGCGACCAGAGCGCAGCGUCCGCGGCUUCAGUUUCCAGUCAUGCAGGGUUUGGUUCUGAUCCUGGGACUCCUGGUCCUGGUCUGUUCUCCACACGUGGAGCCACGGGUCCAGCUGAACUCUAUCAGAACCGUGGUCCUUCGGGAAGGUCCAGCCGUCCCGGCCAACAGGAGCUCAUGGGAGUCCAGCCUGGACCUGAAGCUCCAUCAGUGCAUGAGCGACCUCGAGUGUUCUGAGGGAAGCUUCUGCCACAUUCCCGCCACAGGCCCCGCCCACUCCCGCUGCAGGACCUGCCGCAGGAGCGGCAAGCGUUGCCUUAGAGACGGCAUGUGUUGCCGUGACAACCGCUGCCUCAACAAUGUUUGCGUUCCCGACGCGGCGGCUGCUCAGAGCAUCCCAGACGCUGACGGGGAGAUGAAGAUGAAGGGAUGGAGACAGAGGAAGAGGAUGAACAUCAAAGGAGCUUCUAGUAAAGGUCAGGUCGGGGACCCGUGCCUGCGCUCGUCUGACUGCUCGGGGGGGCUGUGCUGCGCUCGCCACUUCUGGACGCGCAUCUGCAAGCCGCUGCUGCAGGAGGGGCAGGUGUGCACGCGGCAGCGCCGGAAGGGCCACGCCGGCCUGGAGCUGUUCCAGCGCUGCUCCUGCGGCGGCGGGCUCGGCUGCCGGGUCAUGCAGGACCCCCGCCUGCAGCCUCCGCCCUCCUCUCUGCUGCUCGCCGAGGCGACCCGCUCCAAAUUCACGGCGUCGUCCUCCACCUUCAGGUCAAAGUCAGCGAGCACGAGGCUGCACGUGUGCCAGAAGAUCUGAGAGAGAACGGUCCUACCUGCAGAAAGCAUGAACCUUUAGGAAAGAGGUCACCCCCUCCCCCACAGGGCCGGUUUCUGGAUGCUAAUCAACUUCCUUUCGGGCAGCUCUGAUACACAAACGGAGCUGGAGUCUCUGAGGUUCAGAUCGGGUUCCUCCAGCCGUCUAGACUAACAGAAACUGCUUCAGAAUCCAGUUUGACUCCAUUUCUCCUGAAUCUGCAGACCUUUGACUCUUAUUUUGAAAAUCCCUCAACCGAAUUUGUCUGUGGAGAGUUCCUGAAUCUACGUUGUUUCUGUCAAUAAACAGAUUGAAG